Molecule: messenger RNA, 652 nt
Organism: Cinclus cinclus
Lineage: Eukaryota; Metazoa; Chordata; Aves; Passeriformes; Cinclidae
Product: interleukin-36 receptor antagonist protein-like
Exons: 5
Coding region: 155-652 (165 amino acids)
Biological process (GO): positive regulation of gene expression; inflammatory response to antigenic stimulus; cellular response to lipopolysaccharide
Molecular function (GO): cytokine activity; interleukin-1 receptor binding
Source: RefSeq, a predicted model, not a curated record
CGGGGGUCCCACCACAGCCGGGGGUCCCAUCGGAGCCGGGGGUCUCGCCACAGCCGGGGGUCCCAGCGCAGCCAGGGAUCCCAGCGGAGCCGGGGAUCUCACCAGAACCGGGGGUCCCUCCGGAGCCGGGGGUCCCAGCUGAGCCGGGGGUCCCAUGGAGGCCGAAGGCUUCGCCCUCUGCCACGCGCCCGCGCUGCAGACCAAAGUGUUCCAGUACCGGCUCUGGGACGUGAACCAGAGGUCGCUGUACCUGCGCGACGGGCAGCUGGUGGCCGGACACCUGCAGGGCGCCAACGCCGCGCUGGAAGAGAAGGUGUUCUGGGUGCCCAACCGCGCCUUCGAGCCCGCCCGGCUGCCCGUGAUCCUGAGCAUCCGCCACGGCUCCCGCUGCCUGAGCACCGAGCGCGGCCCGGGCGGAGAACCCCGGCUCAGCCUGCAGGACGUGGACAUCCGGGAGCUGCCCCGCGCCGGGGACAGCGCGGCCGCCUUCACCUUCUUCCGCUCCUACCGGGAGGGGCUCUGGCGCUUCGAGUCGGCCGCGCACCCCGGCUGGUUCCUGUGCACGUCCCCGCGCGGCCACCAGCCCCUGGCGCUCUGUCGCCACCGCGAUGUCACCUCCAACCUGCUCGACUUCUACUUCCAGCUCUGCUGA